Molecule: messenger RNA, 1029 nt
Organism: Gastrolobium bilobum
Lineage: Eukaryota; Viridiplantae; Streptophyta; Magnoliopsida; Fabales; Fabaceae
Product: D-amino-acid transaminase, chloroplastic-like
Exons: 3
Coding region: 46-927 (293 amino acids)
Biological process (GO): carboxylic acid metabolic process
Molecular function (GO): catalytic activity
Source: RefSeq, a predicted model, not a curated record
AAAUCAUUCAGAGAAAAGCUAAAGGGGAAGCAGCAAUAUCUUGCCAUGUAUUCUAGCAUUUUUUGUGGGAUAACAACAGACCCAGCUGCUAUGGUUAUCCCCAUGGAUGACCACAUGGUCCAUAGAGGCCAUGGUGUCUUUGAUACUACAGCAAUAAUGGACGGAUACCUCUACGAUCUAGAUCAACACCUUGAUCGCUUUCUAAGGUCAGCAUCCAUGGCUAAAAUAAAUCCUCCAUUUGAUCGUGGAAGCAUACGAAGAAUACUCAUACAAACUGUAAGUGCUUCCAAGUGUAGAAAUGGAUCGCUAAGAUAUUGGCUCUCAGCAGGACCUGGAGAUUUUGAGCUAUCUAGCUGCCACCAAUCGGCUCUUUAUGCAAUUGUAAUACAGGAUCUGUCACUGCUUAAUAUCAGAGGAGUUAAAGUGGUGACUUCAUCUGUUCCCAUUAAACCUCCCCAGUUUGCAGCCAUUAAAAGUGUGAAUUACCUUCCAAAUGUGCUCUCAAAGAUGGAAGCUGAAGAAGUUGGUGCUUUUGCAGGCAUUUGGCUUGAUAGUGAUGGGUUUGUUGCUGAAGGGCCUAGUAUGAACUUGGCUUUUGUCAGUGAAGAGAAUGAACUUAUAAUGCCUCAAUGUGACAAAAUUCUAAGUGGAUGCACAGCCAAGAGAGUUUUAACCCUUGCUGAGUGUUUGGUGAGGGAGGGUAAGCUUCAGGGGAUAAGGAUGAAAAACGUGACCGUGAAAGAAGGGAAGAAAGCAAAUGAAAUGAUGCUUCUUGGCAGUGGAAUUCUUGUUCGCCCUGUAGUGCAGUGGGAUGAGCAGAUCAUUGGAGAUGGCAAUGAAGGACCUAUAACCCAGGCUCUCUUGAAUCUAAUUGUUGAGGACAUGAAAUCCGCCCUUCCAACUAUUGGCAUACCUGUUCCUUAUUGAGGAAAAAUUUCUUUCAAUAUAUCUUAUGAUGGAGCUCCAAACAUAUAAAUUUGGGCAUGGGUAUGAUCUUUGAAGACCGUGCCAGUAACUGCUUCUCAUUGG